Messenger RNA from Chara braunii, 1252 nucleotides. The record is from the annotation of a GenBank genome assembly. Lineage: Eukaryota; Viridiplantae; Streptophyta; Charophyceae; Charales; Characeae.
CCACGACCCCAGUCUGUGACUGAGGUCAGAUCAUUCUUGAGAAUGUGUGGUUACUACCGCAACUUCGUAAAGAACUAUAGCACGAUCGCAUCUCCCUUGACUGAUCUAACUCGGCUUGACACACCAUGGCACUGGACCGACGAGUGUGAAGGCAGCUUUCAAACGUUUGAAGCGUGCUCUCACGGACCAUGAGGUUCUCAUGGUACCCGACCCGCAAAGGUCAUUUAUUGUAACCACUGAUGCAAGCCAAUACGGCAUUGGCGCAGUGCUGGCUCAGCAGGAAGGGAAAAAGUUCAGACCGGGCGAGUACAUGAGCAAAAAAAUGUCAUCAAAGAAGUUGGCAAAAUCCACCGACGAGAGGGAACUCUACGCUCUCUACAAGGCACUUGUCCACUGGAGGCACUAUCUGUUAGGAAGGUUCUUCUAUUUGAGAACCGACCACCAGACCCUCAAGUGGAUCAAGACACAACCGGUUCUCUCCGAUGCACUCCAACGCUGGAUUGAAGUCAUAGAUCAGUACGACUUCAAACUAGACUAUGUGAAGGGAAAGUACAACAAAGUUGCAGACGCGUUGUCUAGAAGGGCAGAUUACCUGGGUGCUCUAAUUUUUGAGUUUCGCCUAUGUGAGGACGUGACUCGAUCUAUGGAGGAAGCCUACAAGGAAGAUCCCAUCACGAUGGACAUCAUCAACAAACUUCAGGCUAAAGACAAGGCCACCACUGAUGAGUUUGUGAUGGUGGAUGGGUUGCUCUUUCUUGAGAAGGCAGGGUUUAAGAGACUAGUUGUUCCAUCUAGGGAAGAUUUGCGUAGUUUGUUCUUAGGAGAAUGCCACGAUGCAACCAAACAUUUCGGCUAUAAGAAAACAAGUGCUAACUUAGUACAGCGAUUUUGGUGCCCUAACAUGUUGGACGAUGCAAAGAAGUACAUACAGACCUGUCAGAUCUGUCAACGGGACAAGCCGCGGACUCAAGCUCCGCUUGGGUUACUCAAGCCUCUACCCAUUCCUACUGGCCCAUGGCAGAGUAUCUCAAUGGACUUCAUGGAUACUCUCGUGACCAGCAAGAAUGGCAAGAGGCACAUCUUCGUCAUAGUGGAUAGGUUCACUAAGUACGCUAAGACUGAUCGCCAUGCCAGAGACUGCCAGGACUGAGCACGUCAUCAAGUUGUUCAUGGACAACUGGCAGACUGUCGAACAUAUCAAGAAAUCUCAGGAAGCUAUGAUUGCUUCUGAGAACAAACGUCUCCAACAGUC